AUGUCGUCUGCUAGCAUACUGGAGCUGUCGAAGCAGCUGUUGCAGCUCGACAGCCAGGCGAAAUACCUUCGCAGCGAGGUGGAGUAUCUGCGUUCCACAAAGCGCUCCCUCGAAGUGUCAGAUGUGACUCAGGGCAAGCUGUCGGAGAUGCGGGAGAGCACAGACAGCAUUGCCAAGUCCAGGUCGCAGCGCUCUCGUGCCUCGACGCAGCGCAGCGCUGCUACUUGCGAUGUCAAGAUCUCUCUUCCACAGGAUUUUAUUGAUGAUCUGACGCACAAGUGCGGUGACGUGGAUGCUUCCAUCAGAUCGCACAAGGAGCUGGUGAGGGAGAAGGAGGCUCUGCAGGCCCUCCUAGCCAAGGCUGAGGACAGCACCGAGGCGGCUGAGCAGGAGUACAUCAGCACUGCGGAAGUGGCUGGCAUGGACUCUGACGGGACGUCGCGCUCUGCGGCCGGCCUCCAAAAGAAGAGUGAGUACAACAAGGCCUUGAUGGAUACCGCAGCGGUGUACCGCCAGCGCGAGAACGCGCGCAUUCAGUUGGAGGGUCAGUCUCGCGAGCUGCUGCGCCUUGCUACUAUUCUGCAGGAGACAACCGAUGCGGAGGGCCAGCGCGCUGAGGCUGCCGAGGUACUCGCCGAGCGCAAGGCAAAGCUUGCGGCGCUGCGUCACGAGUGCGACAUGGUGGCACGUGCGACUGCCCGCAGAGACAAGAUCGCCGAGAAGACGCGGCUCGGCCUCACCGAGGAGGACUACGUCCGACACAGCAACUUUGACCGCCGCGUCGCGCUGCACGAGCUGUCCAAAGAGGACAACCUCAUCAAGGAGAAUAACCUGGCUAUUCGCUACCGCGCCAUGCAAAUUACAAAGAUUCAGAUGCACCUCGAGCUGGUCGGUGGUGCCAUCAUCGGUGAUGUCAUGGAGGGGAAGGAGCGCGUCGAUGCGGAGAUUGUCGAUGAACUAGUGAAGGAGAUCAACGGGUUGUACGAUUCCUACCUCCUGGCAACCCUUCGCAUGGACACUGUCGACUGCGGGAUUGAGAAGAUGGUGUGGCGCGCCUCUGCGUUGCAGCAAGCGAAGGACUACACGGUUGUGGAGAUGGGACGCUUCCGCCAAGAACAUCGCCGUUACCUCAACGAGCUGCAGAAUAUUCUCGAUAAGGAGCACAGUGCGAAUGCCAAAUUUAUCACCAGGCUGCAGAAUCAGAUGGAUGCUCUCUAUAGGAAGUCUGCCCGUAAGGAGAAGCCGAUGUCGGAGGCGAACCGCGAGGCUGCCCCCAAGGCUUGCUUGUGA
Molecule: messenger RNA, 1290 nt
Organism: Leishmania braziliensis MHOM/BR/75/M2904
Lineage: Eukaryota; Euglenozoa; Kinetoplastea; Trypanosomatida; Trypanosomatidae
Exons: 1
Coding region: 1-1290 (429 amino acids)
Source: RefSeq, a predicted model, not a curated record